UAUGAAGACCUGCAGAUGUUCCUCCCAAGUUCAAUGCGCUUCUUUAAUCUUAGAGGCCCAGAACACUGCAGGCUGUGCGAUAACGGGAAUCAUUUAAAAGAAGCAACACCGACAAUUCAUUUGAUUGGGCUAUUAAUUGUAUGCCGGGAGCAGCAAUUGGUAGUCCACCCAUAGCGUACACCGUAUUCACAUCCUGACAUGUUGCACCCACACUUUAAAGCCACUCGCCAAACAAAAUUACCAGGGCUUGGGUAUAAAUCUGGGCCAUCGGCGAACUUAAACCCCACACACCUCCGACCUUGCUCAGUCAACCCUGGUUAGCACAAUCCAGCGCCGUUCCAACUGCAACUUACCAAAUCCCGUAGCCAUAUUGUAAUAUGCCUGUACCAGUCAUUUACUAUAACGUCGAAGUCAUCCAAUUCUGGCAAGGGCAGAAAGAACCCCUACAGCCCUACCCACUUCACUGGGUGAUUUACAUCCCAACCGCUCCCGGUAUCGGGAACACAUACCACAUACUAGGAAACAUGGAUACCUACACCAUAGAUUUCAGACGCAACCAACCAUACCCAAACCCAGAUGCAUGGCGCGGAAGCUUCGCCGUUGGAAAAGUAGCUGCGCAUCAGCUAACCCUGAUGGAGCGACACCUGGCAAGCAUUCCUAUCGCGCGUCACGACCCCAGAUGGAACUGCCAAAGCUGGGUGUGGGAGGGUCUCAGGCAUCUUCGACACCAAGGUUUUAAUAUUAGCUGGGAGAUCAGGCUUUCAGAUCUUCAAACGCAGAUGUACUGCUUGCUGGAGGAUUGGGAAUACGGCCGAAUUUAAAGAGGGCGGGGAUCCUAAAGUUAAGACCUCAGCAUCUGCAUUCUAUGUUUGUAUUAACACCGGCAUCAUAGACAUCGCGAGUGAACUUUAUUGUCUUGAUCGAAAGAGAGAGUAUCCUCACCGAUCAAGUUCUGUGGCGCUGACAGACCGAAGCGGAGUCUUGUGCCACACCGCGAGACGUGCUAUGACUUUCAAUCCCUCGCAUUAGGAGAGAUGCGACUUGCAUCGCCCAUGUGGAACAGUAUGAAGGAGAUGUUGUACUGAUCAGUGAGCAGUACUUCAGGAUCUGAUGUGCGCUUUGCAGAAGGGACGACCGUCUGCCAUCUAUUGGUCUGUCUAUGGGGUACUAAGUUGAGCCUUGCCAACUAGAUGCGACAAAAAUAACGGCUGCACACGAGUGAAACAGGACCCUUUGG
This is a messenger RNA of Suillus fuscotomentosus, 1237 nucleotides long. RefSeq lists its product as uncharacterized. The record is from RefSeq and is a predicted model, not a curated record. Lineage: Eukaryota; Fungi; Basidiomycota; Agaricomycetes; Boletales; Suillaceae. The transcript has 2 exons. The coding region runs from base 378 to 821 and encodes 147 amino acids.